Daphnia pulicaria is the source of this 1595-nucleotide messenger RNA. RefSeq names its product nuclear transcription factor Y subunit beta-like. The transcript is spliced from 6 exons. Lineage: Eukaryota; Metazoa; Arthropoda; Branchiopoda; Diplostraca; Daphniidae. The coding region runs from base 45 to 1469 and encodes 474 amino acids. The record is from RefSeq and is a predicted model, not a curated record.
UAGGGGCUCUGGACUCACAGUCACAAUCAGAAAUUCGUCCGGAGAUGACCCGUCUGAAGCAACUCACAAUAACGUGCCUGAUGGUAGUAGUAGCGAGCGCUUUGUCUCCUACUGCUCCUCAUGAUCAACCUUAUUCUUCAAUAAACUUUUACGGAAAAAGACCUCAACCAGUUUUCCAACAAGAAACUCCGAUCCCAAGCACUGAACCAAGCGCAAACGACGAACUCCUCUCUCACUCUCUUGGAGCAGCUAAAGUAAUUAUUCGACCAGUUUCACAGCUGUCAACUCUAGCACCACUCCAAAGUCAACAACAAGAAAAUGAUAACAAAGCUGACGGGUGUAAAUGCGAACCGAUUAACUCUUGCCCCAUUGAGCUGAUGGAUUUCCGUUUCGCUGUCAGCUGCGAGUAUGGAACUGUCCGUUGCUGUCGUCCACUGGAACCUGUUCUCAUUAAAGAAACGACGACUAGUAAGCCAAUGGUGGUGACUCCAGCUUCGACACUAAAGUGGCCAAGAAAGUCGUGCAGGUGUAAGCCCCGCAAAGAGUGCGAUGAACAAGCAAUUGACAGGAAAUCCGAAAUAGGCUGCAGUGCUGGUAAUGUUCGUUGCUGUGAAACGGGAGCCAAUACUGGAAAUUCUAAAACAGAAGCUAGCCCCGAUGCUCACGUCCUGGGGGGCAACAGCUUUCGACCUGUCCAACUGCCUUUCCUAAAAAUGCCGCAGCCAGCAGACGAGAGAAUAUCUGAGCACGAACCGCGACCUACUGAUCAAGAACUUCAGCCCAUAGAGCCAAUCCAGAAUACUGUGCUAACACCUGAAAACGUUUCCUCGGAAGAUCCCCUAUUGGCAACGACUACUGAGAAGGAACAAGAAGAAAUUCAAGAACAAUUAGAGGAACAGCAAAACAAAACACCGUUGGCCAUUCAACAAUUCAAGCCAAGCCAACCUCUAAGCCCGACUCAACAGCAAAUCAAUCCGCAAUUUGCAGUUCCGAUCCAUCAAUCGAAUCCACCAAUCAGAAACCCCGCGUUCAAUAGUUUCCCUUUGAACCAAAAUCAAAACCCGUCUCUAGGAUCCCAACUACAGCAACCGCCCCGUAAUCAACCAACAAUCGGCAUUCCUUUCCAACAACUCCAACCACCAAUCCGCCCCAUGAAUUCAAACUUCCGCCCAUCAAAUACCGUUGAAGUAAAUGCGCACCAACUUGGUCAGCCAAUUCAUAACCCAUUCCAACCAAGCUUUCCAAUGGGUCCACCUCCAAUGAUUCAACAGGGCGCCGAAAAACCCUUCAAUUUCCAGUCACCUAUGGGAACACCUAACUUUAAUCAACAGCCUCCUCAACGCAGACCAGCAAUGCCGACUCAACCGAACACCUUCCCACAACAGCAGUUCCAGCGUCCACCACCACCACCUGCAUCAGCAAGUGGCGGAGGCUUCUUCAGUAGUUUAAUGAACAUGUUCGGCAACUAGAUUCUAAAAUGCGUUACUCAUCGACUAAUUUAUACUCCUAAACUACAAUCGAAUUUUAUUCCUAAUUUAUACUAUUUCCCCGACGUUUCCUGAAUCAAUAAAAACUAGUUUUUGAAAGUUGAAAAA